AUGAUAGCGAAAGGUGUGAGGUUUAAUGCUGCAAAGAGAGAAGUGGGUAAAUUUCAUAGUACGACAAUAUUGCAAUUCUCGAUGCUGUGUCCCUCUUGCAAAAAUACAAUUGUUUGCAAGACUGACCCUGAGAAUUGCGAUUACAAUUAUACAGAAGGAGCAUUAAGCACUGAGAAGGCCACAGACAUGGAGUUCAUACCUGAUCCUGAGCAGAAGAUCAAAGAGUAAUCGAAUGCGAUGUAUAAAUUGGAGAGAGAGGUUGAAAAGGUCAAAUAAAAUAACUUGGCUCCCGUUCUAGAGGACUUGCAAAAAUAUCGUUUAGAAAAUUGGAAGGAUGAUUUUGAGAAGAACUUGAUGUUGAGAAGGAAAUUAAAAGAAGAUAAAAUAAAAGAUGCUAUUAUAGAGGAAGAGAAGAAUAGGGUCAAAAACUUUGGGUUACCAAUGGAGGAUUUAACCAAGUCUGAACUUGUAAAUAUGAGCGUUUAAAUAAAUUAGCGAGAAAUUAAGGAGGUCAAAUUUCAAGAAUCAAGUAGCAGAAAAUAACAGAGAGAAAAACGAUAGGAAAUUAUGAGUCAAAGCAUACUGCCUAGUGGUAGGAUGAGUUAGCAAUUACAAAAACAAUUGGAGGAGUUGAAUAAGAAAGUAAGUAAAUUGCCUGCUGCUACCAGAAAGAUAUUCAAAUAGCAAUUGAUGCCUAAGAAAAACAAUUUUAAUUUUUGA
Messenger RNA from Paramecium tetraurelia, 720 nucleotides. RefSeq lists its product as uncharacterized. The record is from RefSeq and is a predicted model, not a curated record. Lineage: Eukaryota; Ciliophora; Oligohymenophorea; Peniculida; Parameciidae. Gene Ontology annotation, cellular component: post-mRNA release spliceosomal complex; U2-type spliceosomal complex. Gene Ontology annotation, biological process: mRNA splicing, via spliceosome. The transcript is spliced from 4 exons.